Messenger RNA from Acanthosepion pharaonis, 2595 nucleotides. The record is from the annotation of a GenBank genome assembly. Lineage: Eukaryota; Metazoa; Mollusca; Cephalopoda; Sepiida; Sepiidae.
AUGCCGACGGCUGCUUCCUCUCGUCAUCAAAUUGCCGGAUACGGUGGUCAUUUCUUCUUCUUCUUCUUCUUCUUCUUCUUCUUCUUCUUCUUCUUCAUCAUCAGCCUCAUUAUUCAUUUAUGGCGACAUCGUGAUGGCCGUCAUUGUCAUUCGCCAUUCAUUACAUUCCCAAUCCAUUUGACGCCUCUCCAUUCACAGCAAUUGUUUGUCAUUCCAUUUAGAAUAGCCGGGUCUAUAGUCUCCAUCACCAGAGGAAUAGCCGGGUCUAUAGUCUCCAUCACCAGAGGAAUAGCCGGGUCUAUAUUCUUCACCACCAGAGGAAUAGCCGGCUCUAUAGUCUUCACCUUCAAAGGAAUAGCCGGGUCUAUAGUCUCCAUCACCAGAGGAAUAGCCGGGUCUAUAGUCUCCAUCACCAGAGGAAUAGCCGGGUCUAUAUUCUUCACCACCAGAGGAAUAGCCGGCUCUAUAGUCUUCACCUUCAAAGGAAUAGCCGGGUCUAUAGUCUCCAUCACCAGAGGAAUAGCCGGGUCUAUACCUCUGGUUCAGUCUCUGAUUCAGUCUCUGGUUCAGUCUCUGAUUCAGUCUCUGGUUCAGUCUCUGGUUCAGUCUCUGAUUCAGUCUCUGGUUCAGUCUCUGAUUCAGUCUCUGGUUCAAUCUCUGAUUCAGCCUCUGGUUCAGCCUCUGGUUCAGUCUCUGAUUCAGUCUCUGGUUCAGUCUCUGAUUCAGCCUCUGGUUCAGCCUCUGGUUCAGUCUCUGGUUCAGUUUCUGGUUCAGUCUCUGAUUCAAUCUAUGGUUCAGUCUCUGAUUCAGUCACUGGUUCAGUCUCUGGUUCAGUAUCUGAUUCAGUCUCUGGUUCAGUCUCUGGUUCAGUCUCUGAUUCAGUCUCUGAUUCAGCCUCUGGUUCAGUCUCUGAUUCAGUCUCUGAUUCAGCCUCUGAUUCAGUCUCUGGUUCAGUCUCUGGUUCAGUCUCUGAUUCAGUCUCUGAUUCAGCCUCUGGUUCAGUCUCUGGUUCAGUCUCUGGUUCAGUAUCUGAUUCAGUCUCUGGUUCAGUCUCUGGUUCAGUCUCUAAUUCAGCCUCUGCCUCUGGUUCAGUCUCUGGUUCAGUCUCUGAUUCAGUCUCUGGUUCAGUCUCUGGUUCAGUCUCUGAUUCAGUCUCUGAUUCAACCUCUGAUUCAACCUCUGGUUCAGUCUCUGAUUCAGUCUCUGGUUCAGUCUCUGGUUCAGUCUCUGAUUCAGCCUCUGAUUGUCCGACGCGGGUGUAAUGUCACAUGUGAGCUACAGAUUGUCCGACCCGGGUGUAAUGUCCCAUGUGAGCUACAGAUUGUCCAACGAGGGUGUAAUGUCACGUGGGAACUACAGAUUGUCCGACCCGGGUGUAAUGUCCCAUGUGAGCUACAGAUUGUCCGACGAGGGUGUAAUGACACGUGGGAGCUACAGAUUGUCCGACCCGGGUGUAAUGUCCCAUGUGAACUACCGAUUGUCCGACCCGGGUGUAAUGUCCCAUGUGAGCUACCGAUUGUCCGACCCGGAUGUAAUGUCACGUGGGAGCUACAGAUUGUCCGACCCGGGUGUAAUGUCCCAUGUGAGCUACCGAUUGUCCGACCCGGAUGUAAUGUCACGUGGGAGCUACAGAUUGUCCGACCCGGGUGUAAUGUCACGUGGGAGCUACAGAUUGUCCGACCCGGGUGUAAUGUCACGUGGGAGCUACAGAUUGUCCGACCCGGGUGUAAUGUCCCACGUGGGAACUACCGAUUGUCCGACCGGGGUGUAAUGUCCCAUGAGCUACCGAUUGUCCGACCCGGAUGUAAUGUCACGUGGGAGCUACAGAUUGUCCGACGUAAUGUCCCAUGUGAGCUACCGAUUGUUCCAUGUCACGUGGGGAGCUACAGAUUGUCCGACCCAGUAAUUGUGGGAGCCGAUUGUCCGACCGGGUGUAAUGUCACGUGGGUCCCACAGAUUGUCCGACCCGGGUGUAAUGUCCCAUGUGAGCAGAUUGUCCGACGAGGGUGUAAUGUCACGUGUGAGCUACAGAUUGUCCGACCCGGGUGUAAUGUUCCAUGUGAGCUACAGAUUGUCCGACCGGGUGUAAUGCCACAUGGGAGGGUUCUCUUCAUACCGAUCUCAAUCGGUUCUUCUCUUUCUAAUCCUCUUUCUCUCUUUCCAUACUCUUUUCAUAACUCUCUUUCUAUCUCUAUUCAUUUCUGUCUCAAUGUCUCCCUACAAUAUAUCAGAUACAUAGCAGUAGCACCAGACCCUACGUGGUAUCUAUCUAUCUAUCUAUCUAUCUAUCUAUCUAUCUAUCUAUCUAUCUUCGUUGUUCUCAAUCUGCUCACCCCUCUCUGUUCGUAUCUAUCUAUCUAUCUUCGUUGUUCUCAAUCUGUUCACCCUUCUCUGUUCGUAUCUAUCUAUCUAUCUAUCUAUCUAUCUAUCUAUCUCAGUCUCUUCAUACCGAUCUCAAUCUGUUCAUCUCUCUCUCUCUCUCCCUCUCUCUAUCUCUCUCCUUUCAAACUCAGUCUUUUCAUAACUGCCUUUCUCUCUCUAUUCAUUUCUGUCUCAAUGUCUCCCAACAAUGUAUCAAGUAAUAUCUCUUCAUAA